This is a messenger RNA of Mycena citricolor, 290 nucleotides long. Lineage: Eukaryota; Fungi; Basidiomycota; Agaricomycetes; Agaricales; Mycenaceae. The record is from the annotation of a GenBank genome assembly.
AGACUCACGUCCGCGGUUGUCCGUGAAGAACCGGAUCGUGACAUUGUCACCCGCGACUCCGAUGUUCACGACAUCACGGCGGGCAGGGUUGACGUAGUUGUACGUGGUGCUUCCAGCAGCGCGGAUGACGUCAAAAGCGUGUCCGUGCAAAUGGAACGGAUGCUGUAUAUUCUGCGCGCCUCCUGCGAGGGUGAUUUCCACCGUCGCAAAGUGUGGGAGCGCGUAGACCGAGCCAGUGGGUAGCAGCGACUGUGCGUUUUGUGCGCCAGACAAAAUCUGGAGCAGGACAG